Molecule: messenger RNA, 15666 nt
Organism: Lemur catta (Ring-tailed lemur)
Lineage: Eukaryota; Metazoa; Chordata; Mammalia; Primates; Lemuridae
Gene: HMCN2
Product: hemicentin 2
Biological process (GO): synapse organization; homophilic cell-cell adhesion
Cellular component (GO): axon; plasma membrane; neuronal cell body
Molecular function (GO): calcium ion binding; axon guidance receptor activity
Source: RefSeq, a predicted model, not a curated record
AUGCCCCGGGCGCCGCUCCUGUGGCUGCUGAUGGCAGUCUCUGCGGCCGCGUCAGUGGUCGGCGUGCCCGGGACUGUGCUGCCCCCCACCACGGGGGACGCCACCCUGGCUUUCGUCUUCGACGUCACCGGCUCGAUGUGGGACGACCUGAUGCAGGUGAUCGACGGCGCUUCGCGCAUUCUGGAGCGCAGCCUGAGCCGUCGCAGCCAGGCCAUCGCCAACUACGCGCUGGUGCCCUUCCACGACCCAGAUAUUGGCCCGGUGACCCUCACAGCAGACCCGGCGGUGUUUCAGAGGGAGCUCAGAGAACUCUACGUGCAGGGAGGCGGUGACUGCCCCGAGAUGAGUGUGGGCGCCAUCAAGGCAGCUGUGGAGGUCGCCAGCCCUGGCUCCUUCAUCUACGUCUUCACGGACGCCCGCGCCAAGGACUAUCACAAGAAGGAGGAGGUGCUGCGGCUCCUGCAGCUUAAGCAGUCGCAGGUGGUCUUCGUGCUGACGGGGGACUGUGGUGACCGCACCCAUCCUGGCUACCUGGCCUAUGAGGAAAUUGCUGCCACCAGCUCUGGGCAGGUGUUCCACCUGGACAAACAGCAAGUGACAGAGGUACUGCAGUGGGUGGAGUCAGCUAUCCAGGCCUCCAAGGUGCACCUGCUGUCCACGGACCACGAGGAGGAGGGCGAGCACACGUGGAGGCUCCCCUUUGACCCCAGCCUGAAGGAGGUCACCAUCUCGUUGAGCGGGCCAGGGCCUGAGAUCGAAGUCCGAGACCCACUGGGGAGGAUCCUGCAGAAGGACGAGGGCCUAAACGUGCUCCUCAACAUCCCCGACUCGGCCAAGGUUGUGGCCUUUAAGCCUGAGCAUCCUGGGCUGUGGUCCAUCAAGGUCUACAGCAGCGGCCGCCACUCAGUGAGAAUCACAGGUGUCAGCAACAUCGACUUCCGAGCUGGCUUCUCCACUCAGCCCUCUCUGGACCUCAACCACACCAUCGAGUGGCCCUUGCAAGGGGUCCCCGUCUCCCUGGUGAUCAACUCCACGGGCCUGCAGGCCCCCGGCCGCCUCGACUCGGUGGAGCUCACUCGCAGCUCGGGGCAGCCCCUCCUGACUCUGCCCGCGCGGCCCCUCUCCAACGGAUCCGCCCACCAGCUGUGGGGCGGGCCGCCCUUCCACGCCCCCCAGGAGCGCUUCUACCUCAAGGUGAAGGGCAAGGACCCCGAGGGACACAGCCUCCUCCGCAUGUCUGGAGUUUCCUACAGCGGGGUGCCCCCAGGUGCCCCCCUGGUCAGCAUGCCCCCCAGGAUCCACGGCUACCUGCACCAGCCCCUGCUGGUGUCCUGCUCUGUGCACAGCGCCCUCCCCUUCCAGCUACAGCUGCGGCGAGACGGAGCCCGACUGGGCGAGGAGAGGCAUUUCCAGGGGUCAGGAAACAGCAGCUGGGAGAUCCCACGGGCCUCCCGGGCGGAGGAAGGCACGUAUGAGUGUACGGCGGUCAGCAGGGCUGGCACUGGACGAGCAGAUGCCCGGAUUGUCGUCACAGACCCCCCACCGCAGCUGAUCCCUGCCGCCAACGUGACCGUGUCCCCGGGGGAGACUGCCAUUCUGUCCUGCCGGGUCCUCGGCGAGGCCCCCUACAACCUGACGUGGGUCCGGGACUGGCGAGUCCUGCCGGCCUCGAUGGGCCGAGUCACCCAGCUGGCUGACCUGUCCCUGGAGGUCAGUGGUGUCGUCCCCAGUGACGGUGGGCGGUACCAGUGCAUGGCCAGCAACACCAAUGGCGUCACAAGGGCGUCCGUGUGGCUCCUGGUGCGAGAGGCCCCGCAGGUGAGCAUCCACACGAGGUCCCAGCGCUUCUCCCAGGGCGUGGAGGUGAAGGUCAGCUGCUCGGCCUCGGGCCACCCCACACCUCACAUCUCCUGGAGCCGUGAUGGCCACGCCCUGCCCGAGGACAGCAGGAUCCGCGUGGAUGCCCAGGGGACCCUGAUUAUUCAGGGGGUCGCCCCAGAGGACGCUGGGAAUUACAGCUGCCAGGCCACUAAUGAGGUCGGCACGGACUGGGAGACCGUCACCCUCUACUACACAGACCCACCGACGGUCUCUGCUGUAAACGGCGUGGUGCUCGCUGCCGUGGGGGAGGAGGCUGUGCUGGUGUGUGAGGCAUCGGGGGUCCCCCCGCCCCGUGUAGUCUGGUACCGAGGAGGUCUUGAGGUGAUCCUGGCCCCGGAGGGCUCCAGCUCUGGGACACUGCGGAUCCCCGCGGCUCAGGAGAGGGAUGCUGGCGUCUACACCUGCCGAGCUGUCAACGAGCUGGGUGACGCCUCUGCGGAAAUCCAGCUGGCGGUUGGACAUGCACCCCAGCUGACAGAGCUGCCCCGGGACGUCACUGUGGAGUUGGGGAGGAGUGCCCUCCUGGCGUGCCGGGCCACGGGCCGGCCACCCCCGAUGGUCAGCUGGCACCGUGGAGAUGGCCAGCCGUUGGGGCGAGAGCGGGGCAGCAGGACUGGGCAGCCCGACUUGGGAGUGCUGUUCUUUGAAAGUGUGGCCCCUGAAGACCAGGCCCUGUAUGUCUGUGAAGCUCGAAAUGUCUUCGGGAAGGUCCAGGCCGAGGCCCGGCUCGUCGUCACGGGACACGUCCCCCCACGGAUCGCCAGCAGUGCCUCCACCGUCAGGGUCGUGCAGGGGCAACCUGUGUCCCUGCCCUGUGUCGUCCUGGCUGGCAGGCCCCUCCCGGAGAGGCGCUGGCUCAAGGCAGGCCGGCCCCUCCCGCCUGGCAGCCGGCACUCCGUCCGGGCGGACGGCAGCCUCCACCUUGACCGGGCGCAGCAGGAGGACGCGGGCAGGUACAGCUGUGUGGUCACCAACACAGCUGGCUCUCAGCUCAGGGACGUGGAGCUGGUUGUCCAGGUGCCGCCUAGAAUCCAUCCCACCGCCACCCACCACGUCACCAACGAAGGGGUUCCGGCCUCCCUCCCCUGUGUCGCCUCAGGACUUCCCACCCCCACCAUUACCUGGACCAAGGAAACCAACGCCCUGACCUCCAGGGGUCCCCGCUUCAAUGUGAGUAAGGACGGCACCCUGGUCAUCGCCCGGCCGUCUGCUCAGGACGCCGGGGCCUACGUCUGCACGGCCACCAACGCCGUGGGUUUCUCCAGCCAGGAGAUGCGGCUUUCUGUCAACACCAAGCCCAGGAUCCACGCGAACAAGUCUCAUGAAGCAGACGUGCCUCUGAGAGUCACAGCAACAGCCGGUGAAGAGGUGACCCUGGAUUGCGAGGCCCAGGGCUCCCCAGCCCCACUGGUCACUUGGAUGAAGGACUCCCGCCCUGUGCCGCCUGUCACCAGCAGGCAGGGACUCCUCCCAUCUGGUUCCCUGCGUCUGGCCCAGGCCCAGGUGGGUGACAGCGGCCACUACGAGUGCACAGCCAGUAACCCCGCGGGGUCCACCUCCCGUCACUACGUCCUCAGGGUGCAAGUGCCUCCUCAGGUGCAGCCGGGCCCUCGGGUCCUGAAGGUGCUGGCGGGAGAAGCCCUGGAUCUGAACUGCGUGGCCGAGGGCCACCCCAAGCCCCGGCUGAGCUGGUCCAAGGACGGGCAGGCCCUGCGGGGCGGGGAGCCCGACGGCUCCGUCCACUUUGCGGCCAUCAGAACCUCCGACGCCGGGAGGUACCGCUGUGAGGCCUCCAACAGCGCUGGGGCGGACGCCUGGGAGGUGGAGCUCAGGGUGCUGGAGCCACCGCACUGGGGGGCUGACGAGACCAGUGGCCUGCUGGAGCGCGUGGCCGGAGAGAACGCCAGCCUGCCGUGCCCGGCCAGAGGGACGCCUACACCGCAGGUCACGUGGCGGAGGGGCCCGUCCUCAGAGCCCCUGCAGGGCCGGCCGGGCGUGGCGGUGCUGGAAGAAGGGUCUCUGUUCCUGGCCUCCGUCUCGCCCAUGGACAGUGGAGACUACGAGUGCCAGGCCACCAACGAGGCAGGUUCCGCGUCCAGGAGAGCCAAGCUGGUGGUCCACGUGCCCCCCAGCAUCCGAGAGGACGGGCGCAAGGCCAACGUGUCAGGCAUGGCCGGGCAGUCCCUGACGCUGGAGUGUGACGCCAACGGCUCUCCAGCCCCGGAGAUUGUGUGGCUGAAGGAUGGGCUGCUGAUGCCCCAGGCCGGCAGCCACCGCCUCCUGGAUGGGGCCCGGUCCCUGCACUUCCCCCGGAUCCAGGAGGGUGAUUCUGGCCUCUAUACCUGCCGGGCGGAGAACCAGGCUGGCACAGCCCAGAGGGACUUCAAUCUCCUCGUGCUCAUCCCUCCUUCUGUGCUUGGAGCCGGGGCUGCCCAGGAGGUGCUGGGCCUGGCUGGUGCCAAUGUGGAGCUGCAGUGUCGGUCCUCGGGGGUCCCCAUGCCCCAGGUGGAGUGGACCAAGGACGGGCAGCCCAUCCUUCCCGGAGACCCCCACACGCAGCUCCGGGAGGACGGCCAGGUCCUCAGAAUCGCCAGCAGUCACCUGGGGGACGAGGGGCGGUACCAGUGUGUGGCCUUCAGCCCAGCCGGCCAGCAGGCCAAGGACUUCCAGCUCCGAGUCCACACACCCCCCACCAUCUGGGGCUCCAAUGAGACGGGCGAGGUGACCGUCAUGGAGGGUCACCCAGUGUGGUUCCUGUGCGAGGCCCGAGGAGCGCCCAGCCCUAACAUCACCUGGUUCAAGGAUGGGGCCCUGUUGUCCCCCAGCCCUGAGGCUGUCUACGCCAGGGGCGGUCGGCAGCUGCAGCUGGGAAGGGCCCAGGGCUCGGAUGCUGGCAUCUACAUCUGCAAGGCCAGCAACGCUGCGGGGGCCGCAGAGAAGGCCACCAGACUGGAGGUUUAUGUCCCACCCACCAUCAAGGGCGCUGGCGGAGGACCGUACGAGGUGAAGGCUGUGGCUGGGAGGCCCAUGGCGCUGGAGUGCGUGGCCAGGGGCCAUCCACCCCCCACCCUCUCCUGGCACCACGAGGGGCUGCCCGUGGCAGAGGGCAACGAGACGUGGCUGGAGACGGGCGGCGUGCUGAGGCUGCAGAGCCCGGGGGAGGUGUCCAGGGGCCUGUACAGCUGCGUGGCCCGCAGCGCCGCUGGGGAGGCUGUGCUUCAGUACUCCGUGGAGGUGCAGGUGCCCCCACAGCUCCUGGUGGCCGAAGGCUUGGGCCAGGUGACGACCAUCGUGGGACAGCCCCUGGAACUUCCCUGCCAGGCCUCCGGCUCCCCGGCACCUACUGUCCAGUGGCUGCAGAAUGGCCGCCCGGCUGAGGAGCUGGCUGGGGUGCAGGUGGCCUUGCAGGGGGCCACACUGCACAUCGACCAUGUGGAGCUGGGCCACGCAGGCCUCUUCUCCUGCCAGGCCACCAAUGAGGCAGGCACUGCUGGGGCUGAGGUGGAGGUGUCCGUGCACGAGCUCCCAUCGGUUAAUAUCGUCGGGGGUGAGAACCUCACAGCCUCUUUCCUGCAGCCUGUGACCCUCCAAUGCAUAGGGGCUGGGGUGCCUACCCCAAGCCUCCGCUGGUGGAAGGAUGGGGUGGCCCUGGCAGCCUCUGGGGGGAACCUGCAGAUUGACAAGGUGGACCUGAGGGACGAGGGCAUCUACACUUGUGCCGCUGCUAACCUGGCUGGGGAGAGCAGGAGGGACGUGGCGCUGAAGGUUUUGGUGCCCCCCAACAUCGAGCCAGGCCCAGUUGACAAGGCAGUGCUGGAAAACGCCUCCGUGACCCUGGAGUGUCUGGCUUCGGGUGUGCCCCCUCCUGAUGUCUCCUGGUUCAAGGGCCGCCGGCCUGUCUCUGCCCAGACAGGAGUGACGGUAUCAGCUGAUGGGAGAGUUCUCCGCAUUGAGCGAGCCCAGCUUUCCAACGCCGGGAGCUACCGAUGUGUGGCAUCCAAUGUGGCAGGCAGCACAGAGAUGCAGUAUGGCCUACGGGUCAAUGUGCCCCCUCGAAUCACGCUGCCACCCAGCCUGCCAGGCCCGGUGCUGCUCAACACCCCUGUCCGGCUGACCUGCGAUGCCACUGGUGCCCCUAGCCCCACACUGCUGUGGCUGAAGGAUGGAAACCCUGUGUCCCUGGCAGGGACCCCUGGCCUCCAGGUCUUCCCUGGGGGCCAGGUGCUCGCCUUGGCCAGUGCCCGGGCCUCCGACUCCGGCAGGUACUCCUGCGUGGCUGUGAGCGCGGUGGGCGAGGACCGCCGGGACGUCAUCCUGCAAGUCCAUAUGCCCCCGAGCAUCCUCGGAGAAGAGCGGAAUGUGUCCGUUGUGGCCAACGAGUCCGUGGCCCUGGAGUGCCGGAGCCACGCUGUGCCCCUUCCCGUGCUGAGCUGGCGGAAGGACGGGCGUCCCCUGGAGCUGCGGCCCGGCGUCCGCCUCUCUGCAGACAAGGCGGUACUGGAGGUGGACAGGGCGCAGGUGUGGGAUGCAGGCCGCUACACCUGCGAGGCCCUGAAUGAGGCAGGCCGCUCCCAGCAACACUACAACCUGAACAUCUGGGUGGCUCCAGCGUUUCCCUCGGGGGAAUCUCACACUCUGAUCGUGAAGGAAGGGCAACCCGCCAGGCUGUCCUGCGAAUGCCAGGGCGUCCCCUUCCCCAAGAUCUCCUGGAGGAAGGAUGGACAGCCCCUGCCCAGGGAGGGGGCCGGCCUAGAGCAAGUGUCGGCUGUUGGGAGGCUGCUGUACCUGGGACAGGCCCGGCUGGCCCAGGAGGGAACAUACACCUGUGAGUGCAGCAACGUGGCAGGCAGCAGCGCCCAGGAGUGGCAGCUGGAGGUGCAAGUUCCCCCUCAGAUCUCCGGGCCCUGGGAGCCCCCCAUGCAGAUCUCCGUGGUCCAGGACCGGGGAGCCACUCUGGAGUGCAACGCCACAGGGAAACCCCCUCCAACGGUGACGUGGGAGCGGGACGGCCAGCCUGUGGGCGCUGAGCCUGGCCUGCGGCUGCAGAUCCAAGGGCAGAGCCUGUACGUGGAGCAGGCACGGGCUGCCCACGCCGGACGCUACAGCUGCGUGGCCGAGAACGUGGCCGGGAGGGCGGAGAGGAGGUUUGCACUCUCCGUGCUGGUGCCCCCAGAGCUCACCGGAGACUUGGGCCCAUGGACCAAUGUCACUGCCGCCUUGCACAGCCCCUUGACGCUGCUCUGUGAAGCCACCGGGGUCCCACCCCCAGCUGUCCGCUGGUUCCGAGGGGAGGAGCCCAUCAGCCCCGGGGAGGACACCUACCUGUUGGCAGGCGGCUGGAUGCUGAGGAAGACGCGGGUGCAGGAGCGAGACAGAGGCCUCUACUCGUGCCUGGCAAGCAACGUGGCUGGGGUGGUGCAGAGGAACUUCAGCGUGGAGGUCCUGGUUCCCCCCAGGAUGGAGAGCGAGGACCUGGAGGAGGUGCUCAGGGUCCCCGAGGGACAGACUGCCCAUCUGCCAUGCAAUGCCACCGGCCACCCACAGCCCCAGGUCACAUGGUUCAAAGAUGGCCGGCCCCUGUCUGGUGGAGACGCCCUCCACAUCUCCCCAGAUGGAGCCCUCCUGCAGGUCCUGCGGGUGAACCUGUCCAGUGCUGGCCACUACUCCUGCAUUGCGGCCAACGCCGCAGGGGAGAAGACCAAGCACUUCCAGCUUAGCGUCCUGGUGGCCCCGGCCAUCCUGGGAGUGACUGAGGACGGUGCAGACGAGGAGGUGACUGUGUCCAUCAGCAACCCCAUUUCUCUGAUCUGCGAGGCACUGGCCUUCCCUUCCCCCAACAUCACCUGGAUGAAGGAUGGGGCCCCUUUUGAGGCCUCCAAGAACAUCCAGCUGCUUCCAGGCACCCGUGGGCUGCAGAUCCUGAACGCCCAGCGGGAGGACGCCGGCCAGUACACCUGCGUGGUCACCAACGAGCUGGGCGAGGCUGUGAAGAACUACCACGUGGAAGUCCUCAUCCCCCCUUCCAUCUCCAAAGACGACCCCUUGGAGGAGGUCGGCGUGAAGGAAGUGAAGACCAAGGUCAACAGCACCUUGACCCUGGAGUGUGAGUGCUGGGCUGUGCCCCCACCCACCAUCCACUGGUACAAGGACGGGCAGCCUGUCACCCCCGGCCAGCGGCUCCGCGUCCUGGGCGAAGGGCGGCUGCUCCAGAUCCAGCCCACGCAGGUCUCGGAUUCGGGGCGGUACCUGUGCGUGGCCACCAACGUAGCUGGCGAGGAUGACCAGGACUUCAACGUGCUCAUCCAGGUGCCCCCCAUGUUCCAGAAGGUAGGCGAUGCUAGUGAAGACUUCCAGAUGCUGUCCCGGGAGGAGGAGGCCCGGGGCGAGGUGAUGGAGUACAGGGAGAUCGUGGAGAACAGCCCGGCCUACCUGUACUGUGACACCAAUGCCAUCCCAGCCCCGGAGCUCACCUGGUACAGGGAGGAUCAGCCCCUCUCAGCUGCGGAUGGGGUGACUGUGCUGCAAGGAGGCCGGGUCCUACAGAUCCCCUUGGUGCGGGCGGAGGAUGCCGGGAGGUACUCGUGCAAGGCCUCCAACGAGGUGGGCGAGGACUGGCUGCACUACGAGCUGCUGGUGCUGACCCCACCUGUGAUCCUGGGCGACACGGAGGAGCUGGUGGAAGAGGUGACAGUCAACGCCAGCAGCACCGUCAGCCUGCAGUGCCCGGCCCUGGGCAACCCUGUGCCCACCAUCUCGUGGCUCCAGAACGGGCUGCCCUUCUCCCCAAGCCCACGGCUGCGGGUCCUGGAGGACGGGCAGGUCUUGCAGGUCUCCACGGCAGAGGUGGCUGACGCUGCCAGCUACAUGUGUGUGGCUGAGAACCAGGCCGGCUCCGCCGAGAAGCUGUUUACCCUCAGGGUCCAAGUCCCGCCACGAAUCGCAGGCCCAAACUCGGAGCAGGUCACUGCCAUCCUCAACAGCAGUGUCUCCCUCCCCUGCGACGUCCGUGCUCACCCAAGCCCCGAAGUCACGUGGUACAAGGACAGCCGGGCCCUCUCCUUGGGUGAAGAGGCCUUCCUCCUGCCUGGCACCCACACGCUGCGGCUGGUGCGAGCACAGCCGUCGGACUCGGGGACGUACACGUGUGAGGCCCUCAGUGCUGCCGGCCGAGACCAGAAGCUGGUGCAGCUGAGUGUGCUCGUUCCCCCCACCUUCAGGCAGGCCCCCAGUGGCUCCCAGGAGGCGCUUGUGGUGCGGGCCGGGGACAAGGCCGUCCUGAGCUGUGAGACAGACUCGCUCCCCGAGCCGACCGUGACCUGGUACAAAGACGGGCAGCCCCUGGUCCUGGCGCAGCGGACCCAGGCUGUGCACGGUGGGCAGAGGCUGGAGAUCCCAGACACCCAGGUGUCGGAUAAAGGUUUAUACAGCUGCAGAGUCAGCAACGUGGCUGGGGAGGCCGUGUGGACCUUCGUCCUCGCCGUCCAGGUGCCCCCCACGUUUGAGAACCCCAAGACGGAGACAGUGAGCCAGGUGGCUGGGAGCCCCCUAGUCCUGACCUGUGAUGUGUCUGGGGUCCCUGCGCCCACCGUUACUUGGCUGAAGGACAGAAUGCCUGUGGAGAGCAGCGUGGCGCACGGCAUCGUCUCCCGGGGGGGCCGCCUCCAGCUGAGCCGUCUGCAGCCGGCCCAGGCUGGCACCUACACGUGUGUGGCCGAGAACGCCCAGGCCGAGGCCCGCAAGGACUUCGUGGUGGAUCCCCUGCCGCAGUGGCCCCCCCGGAUCCGGAGCUCCGGCCCGGCGCAGGAGCACCAUGUGUUGGAGGAGCAGGAGGUGCGGCUGGACUGUGAGGCCGACGGGCAGCCGCCACCCGACGUGGCCUGGCUGAAGGACGGCAGCCCGCUGGGCCAGGGCGUGGGCCCCCACCUCCGGUUCUACCUGGACGGCGGCUCCCUGGUGCUGAAGGGCCUGCGGGCCGCGGACUCGGGCGCCUACACCUGCGUGGCCCACAGCCCGGCGGGGGAGGACGCCAGGCUGCACACGGUGAACGUGCUGGUGCCUCCCACCAUCGAGCAGGGAGCAGAGGGCUCGGCGACCCUGGUGAGCAGGCCUGGGGAGCUGGUGACCAUGGCGUGCCCCACCCGGGGCUCCCCGCCCAUCCGCGUGAGCUGGCUCAAGGACGGCCUGCCCCUCGCACUCUCCCAGCGCACCCACCUGCACGGCUCUGGCCGCACCCUCAGGAUUUCCCAGGUGCAGUUGGCAGAUGCCGGUGUCUUCACCUGCGUGGCUGCGAGCCCAGCUGGCGUGGUGGACAGGAACUUCACCCUGCAGGUGCACGUGCCGCCUGUCCUGGAGCCUGCGGAGUUCCGGAAGGAUGUGGCGGUGGUCCGUGGCUCCCCGGUGGUCCUCCCAUGCGAGGUCCGGGGCAUCCCCCUGCCCCUUGUUUCAUGGAUGAAGGACGGGGAGCCCUUGUCACCCCAGAGCCUGGAGCAGGGGCCCAGCCUGCAGCUAGAGGCCGUGGAAGCUGGUGACUCGGGGACCUACUCCUGUGUGGCCGUGAGCGAGGCGGGAGAAGCCAGGAGGCAUUUCCAGCUGACCGUCAUGGAUCCCCCCCAUAUCGAGGACUCCGGACGGCCUACAGAGCUGUUGCUGACCCCUGGUGCCCCCAUGGAGCUCCUCUGUGAUGCCCGGGGCACCCCCCAGCCCAACAUCACCUGGCACAAGGACGGGCAGGCCCUGAGCAGGCCGGACGACAGCAGCAGAGCCGGACGGGUGCUCCGGGUGGAGGGCGUGCAGGUGGGCGACGCGGGGCUGUACACUUGCCUGGCCCAGAGCCCUGCGGGUGAAGUUGAGAAGAGCUUCUGGGUCAGGGUUCAAGCCCCUCCAAAUGUUGUUGGGCCUCGAGGCCCCCGUGCUGUGGUCGGCCUGGCCCCGGGGCAGCUGGUCCUGGAGUGUUCUGUAGAGGCCGAGCCAGCGCCCGAGAUCGAGUGGCACCGAGACGGCGUCCUGCUGAAGGCGGACGCCCACACGCAGUUCCCCGAGCAGGGCAGGUUCCUCCAGCUGCAGGCCCUGAGCACAGCCGACGGGGGCGACUACGGCUGCACGGCCCGCAAUGCCGCGGGCAGCACCAGCGUGGCCUUCCGCGUGGAGAUCCACAUGUCGCCCACCAUCCGGCCUGGACCGCCCGCAGUGAACGCCUCAGUGAACCAGACAGCCCUGCUGCCCUGCCAGGCCGACGGCGUGCCCCCGCCCCUCGUGAGCUGGAGGAAGGACGGGGCCCCCCUGGAUCCUGGGAGCCCCAGGUUUGAAGUUCUGCCCGACGGUUCCCUGAGGAUCCAGCCAGUCCUCACCCAGGACACGGGCCACUACCUCUGCCUGGCAUCCAACUCCGCUGGCUCCGAUCGGCAAAGCCGCAACCUCCAGGUCUUUGAGCCUCCAGCCAUCGUCCCCGGCCCCUCCAACCUGACCCUGACCGCCCACACCCCAGCCUCACUGCCCUGUGAGGCCAGCGGCUCCCCCAAGCCCCUGGUGACCUGGUGGAAGGAUGGACAGAAGCUGGACUUCCGCCUGCAGCAGGACGCCUACCGGCUCCUGCCCUCCAGUGCCCUACUGCUCACAGCACCCGGCCCCCAGGACGCCGCCCAGUUCGAGUGUGUGGUGAGCAACGGGGUGGGCGAGGCCCGCAGGCUCUACCAGGUGACCGUUCACGGGCCUCCCACCAUUGCCGAUGACCAGACAGACUUCACUGUGACCAUGAUGGCACCCGUGGUCCUCACGUGCCACAGCAUGGGCGUGCCGGCCCCGGUUGUGUCCUGGAGCAAGGCGGGCACCCAGCUAGGAGUGCGGGGGAGUGGCUAUCGUGUCUCCCCUUCGGGCGCUCUGGAGAUCGGGCAGGCCCUCCCCAUCCACGCUGGCCGCUACACCUGCACGGCCCGCAACUCUGCCGGCGUGGCCCACAAGCACGUGGUCCUCACUGUGCAAGCCGCCCCCACGGUCAAGCCGCUGCCCAGCGUGGUUCGGGUGGUGGCACAGGAGGAGGUGCUGCUGCCUUGCGAGGCCUCGGGCGUCCCCUGGCCAGCCAUCUCCUGGCAGAAGGAAGGCCUCAGUGUCCCUGCAGGAGCAAGUGCCCAGGUCCUACCGGGCGGACAGCUGCGGAUUAUCCGUGCCAGCCCUGAGGAUGCCGGGAACUAUUUCUGCGUCGCCCAGAACAGAGCAGGCAGCGCCCUGGGGAAAACGCGGCUGGUGGUGCAAGUCCCACCGGUGAUCGAGAAUGGCCUCCCGGACCUGUCCACCACCGAGGGCUCCCAUGCUCUCUUGCCCUGCACGGCCAGGGGCAGUCCUGAGCCCGACAUCACCUGGGACAAAGACGGCCAGCCUGUGUCUGGCACCGAGGGGAAGUUCACUAUCCAGCCUUCCGGGGAGCUGCUGGUGAAGGACGUGGAGGGCCAGGACGCUGGCACCUACACCUGUACUGCUGAGAAUGCCGUGGGCCGGGCCCGCCGACGCGUGCACCUCACCAUCCUGGCGCUGCCUGUGUUCACCACCCUGCCUGGGGACCGCAGCCUGCGCCUCGGGGACAGGCUGUGGCUUCGCUGUGUGGCCCGGGGCAGCCCUACCCCCCGCAUCGGCUGGACCAUCAACGACCGGCCAGUCACAGAAGGGGUGUUGGAACAGGAUGGGGGCAGCACGCUGCAGCGGGUGGCGGUCACCAGGCAGGACAGCGGGACUUAUGUCUGCUGGGCCGAGAACAGAGUGGGCCGCGUGCAGGCCGUCAGCUUCGUCCACGUGAAGGAGGCUCCUGUCCUACAAGGGGAGGCUUUCUCCUACCUGGUGGAACCUGUAGGGGCCAGCGUCCAGCUCGACUGUGUGGUCCGUGGAGACCCAGCGCCCAACGUCCGCUGGCUCAAAGAUGGCCUUCCACUGCGAGGCAGCCGCCUCCGGCACCGGCUGCAGAAUGGCUCCCUGGCCAUUCCCAGGACCGAGAGGGACGACGCGGGACAGUACCAGUGCCUGGCGGAGAACGAGAUGGGCACAGCAAAGAAAGUGGUGCUGCUCGUGCUUCAGAGUGCCCCGGUGUUCCAGGUGGAGCCCCAGGACACGACGGUGAGAUCGGGGGAUGAGGUGGCCCUGCGGUGCCAGGCCACUGGAGAGCCAGCGCCCACAAUUGAGUGGCUGCGGGCGGGCCGGCCCUUGGAGCCCAGCCAGCGGCUCAGGACCCUGCCCGACGGGAGCCUGUGGCUGCAGCGUGCGGAGGCUGAGGAUGCGGGCGCGUACGAGUGCGUCGCUCACAACCGCCUGGGCUCUGCCACAGCCCGGGCGUUCCUGGCCGUGAGAGGGGAGCCACGGGGGAGCCGGGGCAGCAUGAUCGGGGUGAUCAAUGGCCAGGAAUUUGGGGUGGCCACGCUCAACACCAGCAUACAGCAGGAGGUGCGUUCUGGGGUCACCACCAUCAGGAGUAUCAUCAGCCACAUCCCAGCAAACGUGGGGCCUCUGAUGCGGGUGCUUGUGGUCACCAUCGCCCCCAUCUACUGGGCCCUGGCCGGAGAGAGCGGGGAGGCCCUGAACGGCCACUCCCUGACGGGUGGCAGCUUCCGGCAGGAGUCACACGUGGAGUUUGCUACAGGGGAGCUGCUGACAAUGACCCAGGUCGCUCGGGGCCUGGACCCCGAUGGCCUUCUGCUCCUUGACAUGGUGGUCGAUGGCAUCGUCCCCGAGAGCAUGGCUGAUGCAGAUCUUCAAGUGCAGGACUUUCAGGAGCGCUACGUGCAGACGGGGCCCGGCCAGCUGUUUGUGGGCUCAACGCAGCGCUUCCUCCAGGGCGGCGUCCCAGCGCUCCUGCACUGCAACCACAGCAUCCAGUACGACGCGGCCCGGGGCCCCCAGCCCCAGCUGGUGCAGCACCUGCGGGCCUCGGCUAUCAGCACGGCCUUCGACCCCGAGGCCAAAGCCCUGCACUUCCAGCUCAACACAGCCCUGCAAGCGGAGAAUGAAGUCGGCUGCCCCGAGGGCUUUGAGCUGGACUCCCAGGGAGCGUUUUGUGUGGACAGGGACGAGUGCUCGGACAGCCCAAGCCCCUGCUCCCAUUCCUGCCUCAACGAGCCCGGCCACUUCUCCUGCUCCUGCCCGGCUGGCUUCACCCUGGCCUGGGAUGACAGGAACUGCAGAGACGUGGACGAGUGUGCGUGGGACGCCCACCUCUGCCGACACGGACAGCGCUGCGUGAACCUGCUGGGGUCCUACCGCUGCAUCCCUGACUGCGGGCCCGGCUUCCGGGUGGCCGCUGACGGGGCUGGCUGUGAAGAUGUGGACGAAUGCCUGGAGGGACUGGAUGAGUGUCACUACAACCAGCUGUGCCAGAACACCCCGGGCAGUCACCGCUGCGGCUGCCCCAGGGGGUACCGGAUGCAGGGCCCCGGCCUGCCCUGCCUAGAUGUCAACGAGUGCCUGCAGCUGCCCAGGGCCUGUGCCUACCAGUGCCACAACCUCCAGGGCAGCUACCGCUGCCUGUGCCCACCAGGCCAGACCCUCCUCCGUGACGGCAAGGCCUGCACCUCACUGGAGCGGAAUGGACAAAAUGUGACCACCGUCAGCCACCGGGGCCUCUUUGUGCCCUGGCUGCAGCCCCAGGCCCCCAUCCCUGGUGGCCCCUAUCAUGCCUGGCUCUCCCUCCGAAUGGGACCUGGAGCCCCGAGCAGCAUGGGCCGGGCCUGGUGCCCCCUGGGCUUCAUCAGGCAGAACGGCGUCUGCACAGACCUCGACGAGUGCCGGGUGAGGAACCUGUGCCAGCACGCCUGCCGCAACACCGAGGGCAGCUACCGGUGCCUGUGCCCCGCCGGCUACCGCCUCCUCCCCAGCGGGAGAAACUGCCAGGACAUCAACGAGUGCGAGGAGGACGGCGUCGAGUGUGGGCCCAGCCAGAUGUGCUUCAACACCCGCGGCAGCUACCAGUGUGUGGACACGUCCUGUCCUGCCACGUACCGGCAGGGCCCCAGCCCCGGGACGUGCUUCCGGCGCUGCUCGCAGGACUGCGGCGCCGACGGCCCCUCCACGCUGCAGUACCGGCUGCUGCCGCUGCCCCUGGGCGUGCGCGCCCACCACGACGUGGCGCGCCUGGUCGCCUUCUCGGACGCCGGCGUCCCUGCCAACCGCACGGAGCUCAGCGUGCUGGAGCCUGACCCGCGCAGCCCCUUCGCUCUGCGACCGCUGCGCGCCGGCCACGGCGCCGUCUACACCCGCCGCGCGCUCACCCGCGCCGGCCUCUACAGGCUCACCGUGCGCGCCGCCGCGCCGCGCCACCAGAGCCUCUUCGUCCUGCUCAUUGCCGUGUCCCCCUACCCCUACUGAGGCAGAGAGGGUCACCGGCUGCAGUUCUGGGGCCAGUGUGACCCCCGAGGAAGGGGGGCAGGGAGGAGCCGGCCCCGGUCAGACUGCGGACGGGACAGGGUGGCCCUGUCCGUACCAUGUGCUGUGGCAAGUGGAACGUCAUCCUCUCCCGCCCCCGUGCGUCAGUGAGACCUUCAGUAAACACAACCCUGCGCAGCCUUGACCCCAGGACAUCGAGGACCUGAGCUCGCGUAGGCAGGUGGCAAAGGCUGCACUUAGGCGGCAAGGCUGGGGGAGAAGCCUCGGGUCUCACCCGCCCCUCCAGGCUUGCCCAAGCCUCAGGGAGGCGGGGCAGGGGGCAGACCGUGUGGUGAUGGCAGCAGUGGUCGCUGUCCACACCUGGCACUGUCAUCCUGAACCCAGUGUGUGUGUAUGCACGAUAUAAAAACGAUUGUUUUUAACCGA